UUCUUCUUCUUCCAUUGAAGUCUCCUCACACACUCUCCGUUUUUCGUCGCUCCAACAACAGCUCAGGCCUUAGCCAUGGAGGUCGCCGCCUCAGCUUCGAGCUUUUUGCUCCACACGCGGCGCAUGUUAGCACCGCCGACCACCGCCACUUCCCGAACGCCGAUUCGUGCUCAUACUACGACGGCGUCGUCUUCUCCCGCUCUCCGAGCUUCUCUCUCCUCCAACUUCCUCUCUCCCUUCGCCGGCGGCGGCCUCUCCGCCGAAUUCUCCGGUCAGAAGCUCCGCCCCGCAUCCCUCAAUCCGGCGUCCUUUCGCAACUCCAAGCCCAAACGAGGCGUCGUCACUAUGGUUAUUCCAUUUUCAAGGGGAAGUGCAUGGGAGCAACCUCCCCCAGACUUGGCAUCUUACUUGUAUAAAAAUCGAAUAGUAUACUUGGGCAUGUCGCUUGUUCCUUCGGUCACAGAGUUGAUAUUAGCUGAAUUUCUGUACCUUCAGUACGAAGAUGCUGAGAAGCCUAUAUAUCUGUACAUAAAUUCCACAGGAACAACAAAGGGUGGUGAGAAGUUGGGUUACGAGACUGAAGCUUUUGCUAUCUACGAUGUUAUGGGGUAUGUGAAGCCCCCGAUAUUUACUCUGUGUGUCGGUAAUGCUUGGGGAGAAGCAGCGCUACUUUUGGCCGCUGGUGCAAAGGGAAACCGUUCUGCUUUGCCCUCAUCUACAAUUAUGAUGAAGCAGCCAAUUGCAAGGUUUCAAGGUCAAGCAACAGAUAUAGACCUUGCAAGAAAGGAGGUAAAGAACGUGAAGGCAGAAUUGGUUAACCUCCUCGCCAAGCAUAUUGGAAAAUCUCCUGAGCAAAUUGAAGCUGACAUCCGGCGUCCAAAAUAUUUUAGUCCCAGCGAGGCAGUGGAGUAUGGCAUCAUAGACAAGGUAGUGUACAACGAGAGAAGUACUGAAGAUAGGGGAGUUGUCUCUGACCUGAAGAAAGCACAACUUAUGUGAUGUGGGAUGGCUUGGAAGAUUACUUUGAGGAACAUCCAGAUUUGGAGAUCUUUGCAAUAUUAACUUCUAGAUUAGCGGGGAAAAAGUUGCCCCAAACAAGGAAAAAAAAAAAGCCUGAGUACUGAUCGACAACGGAGAAUAUUCACAGUACAUCCAAUUGGGAAUCGCAUAAACCACUGGUUUCCUUAAACUUGUAUCUACUAUCUGGCUCAGAAAUUUAAGAAUGCCAUUGUAUCCUUGUUUCUAUUUUGACUUGAAUUUGUCUUUCCAACUGUGGUUAUGUGAAAAACACGAGGAAAAGAAUUAAUAGCUGAAUUAGUUCAUGUAUUAACCCUUUUGACUUGGUUCUAGUAAAAGAUAAUUUGUUCAAA
Molecule: messenger RNA, 1370 nt
Organism: Morus notabilis
Lineage: Eukaryota; Viridiplantae; Streptophyta; Magnoliopsida; Rosales; Moraceae
Product: ATP-dependent Clp protease proteolytic subunit-related protein 4, chloroplastic
Exons: 8
Coding region: 76-999 (307 amino acids)
Biological process (GO): protein quality control for misfolded or incompletely synthesized proteins
Cellular component (GO): endopeptidase Clp complex
Molecular function (GO): serine-type endopeptidase activity; ATP-dependent peptidase activity; ATPase binding
Source: RefSeq, a predicted model, not a curated record